Messenger RNA from Drosophila hydei, 5407 nucleotides. RefSeq names its product transcriptional regulator ovo (gene zld). Lineage: Eukaryota; Metazoa; Arthropoda; Insecta; Diptera; Drosophilidae. The record is from RefSeq and is a predicted model, not a curated record. Bases 650 to 5353 code for a protein of 1567 amino acids. The transcript has 4 exons.
UUGCAUUGUGUUCGUAAAUAUUUUUUUCUGUUCAACUGCAGUUAAAAAGAAACAAGAAACAAAUCUAACGGAUAUUCUCAAGUGAUCGUGGAGUGAACAAAAUGUAAAGUUACCAAAAGAAUGAAAACGAAAAUCAAAUGCUAAAAGGAAGCGAUCAAAAAAAGAACUAACCGGCGAACAACAGACGAAAGCGAAACGAAACUCUUUUCGCGCUCGCAAAAUCAAAAUUCUAAAUUCGAAAAGUAAAAAAAAGAAAAAAGUCAACAUCCCAAGAAAUCUUCAAGUUCUUCGUUUCGGUCUUUUUUUUAUGUUAUUAUUCUUCAGUUGUUUUGUGUUUCGGUGAAGCAGAAGAAGAAAACGGAGAAGAGAGAGAGAGCAGCAAGCCGCUAAACACAAAAACUGCACAAAGCGAAGGCGCAGAUAAUACAAAUACAAAAAAAAAAAUAAACAAAACACAAAACCAAAACGAGCGGCAAAGCAGCCAACGAAAAAUAUAACAAUAUCAACUACUACAAAAUAAAUAAAAACAUCUGAAGCAGCUGUCGAAGCAGCAACAAGAACAACAGCAACAACAGCAACAAUUAAGAAGCAAGCCACAUGAGCAGCAGCGCGACGACAACGCCGACGCAAACGCCAACGCCGACGUUUAAUGGCGAGCAUAAAAAGUGAAAUGCCGCCACUGCACGCGGCAGAGGCGCUCGCUGCCAGCAGCAGCAGCAGCAGUAGUAGCGGCGCAACUGAUAGCGGCGGCGGCGGCGGCACAGCAGCAACUGCAGCAGCAGCAGCAACAACUGCAGCAGCAGCAUCAGCAACAACUACUGCAUCAGCAGCAACUGUUGCUGGUGGCAGCGCGCCAGCAACGCCGAAUGCGAAUGCAACAAUCAGCGCCGCCGCCGACUCCAGCGAUAAUCAGCCAGGCACGCCGCAGCCCACAACACAGCAACAAUCGCUGAUGGCUGUUGAAGCACAGCAGCAGCAGCAAGCGUCGGGCAUAACGCAUCAGCCAUAUGCAACGCACCACAUGUACACAGCAGCAGCGCAACAGCAACAGCAACCACCGCAGCAGCAACUCUAUGGCAGCCUCUAUGCCAGCGACAUGCAACAGCAACAGCAGCAGCAGCAGAGCUAUGCGGCAAGCAGCUACAUCAACAGCUAUGAACAAUUCUAUCAGCAACAGCAGCAGCAGCAGCAGAGCGCAGCUGAUUAUGGCGGCGCCUACGUGGACUACAGUAAAGCCUCUGCAGUGCGCUAUCAUCCGUAUUUGCAGCAGCCGACGUCAGUGCUGCCAACGGCUGUAGCAGCCGCAACUGUUGCUGCAGUAGAAGAUGCCACAGCAACGGCAGCGGCAGCAGUAACAACAACGGCCGCAGCAGCAACUGUUGCUGCAAUGAGUCCGCGAGUGGUUAGCAGCAGCAGCCCCACCUCCACAUCAUCGCAUCUGCAAUUGAGCAGUGCCACGCCCAGUUCGCCGGGAGGCGGCUGCAAGUUGCAGUGCAAAAAGUGCGGCAUCUUGAACACAAAUGAAUCGGAAUUGCAGGAGCACAUCGCCAAUGUGCACGGAGAAUCGCCAUACGGGAGCAGCGGCUAUGCCAGCUCGCCCUACAUCAAGGAGGAGAUGCCCAUGCCGACGCCAACGGCGGUGGCCGCAGCAGCAGCAGCGGCGGCGGCAGCCAGCGGUGAAUUGCUCGAUCUGGACUCACAGAAGAUGGUCUAUCAUCAGCAAUUGUUGCAGCAACAGCAGCAGCAACAGCACCACCACCAGCACCAACAGCAACAACAGCACCAACAGCUGCAUCAACACGACGCUGUUGUUGCCGGCUUGCCAUUGGCACUGCCCGAUCCCUUGCAUUCGAUGCAAUCGAUGCAGCAACGUGCGCUGCACAGCUGGGAGCAACAGGCGACGCCCACCGAGGGUCUGCCCGCGUACAUGCAGCCGCUGCUAGAGAAAUCGCCGCACUACUACGGCUCGCCCAAGCAGUCGCCGUACCAUCCGUCGACGGUGGUGAAGCAGGAAUAUGCAUUGAUCAAAUCCGAAUAUGCCGAUUCGCAGCACUAUGUGGAUAAGUCCUUUGACCCGACUGCAGCGGAGGUGACCACCAGCCCGGCCGAGUUUCCGAGCACCACAACAACAGAUGGCAACGCUGUAGGUGGCAACGCUGGCACAGCAUAUCGCGGCUUUGAGCCGCCCAGCUCCAGCUCUGUGCUGCCGGCAAACAGUCUAACAGCCAAGGCGGCCACCUGGAAGUCGAACGAGGCGCGUCGUCCCAAGACCUACAACUGCACCGCGUGCAACAAGUGGUUCACCAGCUCUGGCCAUCUGAAGCGCCAUUACAAUACGACGCUGCAUAAGAAUGCGGUUAAGUCGAGCGGCCAGCCGGAUCCGGCAACGCUGCCCAUUUCCGCACACCAUCAUCCUGCACGUGAUCCCGUUACGAAGACCAGCCGACGCGGCAAUGCGGCUGCAGCUGCCGCAGCAGCAGCGGCGGCGGCGGCGGCAGCAGCAGCAGCUGCAGCUGCCACACAGGAACCGCCAGCACCGGAGCCGCCGAGAAGUCCGCCGGACUAUGGAGGAGGUGGCGGCGGUGUUUGCGGAGCGACGGGCGUGCAGGUGGGCGCCGCCAUGUCGCAGUACUCGGCCUCGCCGUCGCCCACCGCUCAGCAGCAGCAGCAACAAUUGAUUGCCAGCAAUGGUUAUGCCAAUGGCCACGCCCACUAUCAUGGCCAUUACAACAUCCAGCAGCAGCAGCAGCAGCAACAAGUGCAAUCGACGACAAACGCUUCACCACAGCAUGCUAACAGCAACAACAGCAGCAGCAGCAACAGCAGCAGCAGCAACAACAACAACAAUUCCGUUUUGAACGGUCACCCAAACGGGCUAGCAGGUCCCUCCGCCCCAAUCAACAACAACAACAACAACAACACACAAAUGCCGUCCUCCCAAAUGAGGGGCCUGCUGAACAACAACAACAACAACAAAAUAACAACAAUCAACAACAACACAACAACAACAAUAGCCACAACUAUAAAAGUCGAGCAAAUGGAGGACAGCAGCAACUCAGCAAUGGUCAUGGAGGAGCAGGAGGAGGAGCAGCAGCAGCAGCAACAGCAGUUGGAGGAGCAGCAACAGCAGCAGCACGUCUUGCUGCAACAUCACCCACUGGAGCAACAGGAACAGGUCAGCUAUCUGUUGUCGCGGCCCUAUCACAGCAGCAACAGCAACAGCAGCACCACCAUCACCACCACCAGCACCACCAUCAGCAGCAACCAGCAGCAGCAGCAGCUGCAGCCGCUGCAGCAGCAGCAGCAACUGGAACAGGAGCAGCAACACCAAUCGCACCACCACCAACUGUUGCAGGCAAUGGAUUUCUCGCGCACCCAGCCGCUGCUGCCGCCGCCGCCUAUGGCAGCGCUGCUGCCGCCUAUAACAAUGGACUACAACAUGCUGGCUUUGGAUAUGCAACAGCAGCACAGCAAUAUGCUGCAGUGCAGCAGCAUCAGCACGCCGCAGCAGCCGUUGCUGCCGGUCACUAUUACCACCACGCCCAUCCACACGCCCAUCCCCAUGCACACCCACACGCCCAUGCACACGCCCAUGCCCAUGGCCAUCCCCACGCCCACCACCCACACGCACAUCAAUAUGGACAUGGAAUGCACCACUAUGCAGCAGCAGCAGCAGCAGCAGCAUUACCUGGCACCACAGCCGCUGUCGCCGCUGCCGCAGCCGCUGCAGCCGCAACAACUGUUGCUGGUGGACAGCAACAGCAGCAGCAGUAGCAGCAACAACAUCAGCAGCACAGCAGUAACAGCAACGGUGGGGGCAGCAGCAGCAGCAUCGCCGGGGCCGCCGCAACACAUCAUCACCAGCAGCAGCAACAGCAGCAACAUCAUCAGCAGCAGCAGCAACAUCUCCAACAACAGCAGCAGCAACAUCUCCAGCAGCAGCAACAGCAGCAACAACAUCCUGCCAUGCUAUCAGCAACUGCCGCCGGUGCUGGAGCACACAAUGAGCUAUCACACUAUUAUUGGUAACGAGCCGGGCCACUAUGACACCUACACGACCAGCGAUGGCCAUCAGAUAUUGCAGCUGAUGCCGGCUGCCUCGCUCUUUGCGCCCUAUGCACCACUUUCGCCCUAUUCGGUGGCUGCGCAACGGUCGCCGCAGGAGGGGGAUUUGCCGCCGGUGCAUACGUUGACAAAUGCAUUGCAGGCGCAGCAGGAGGCGCAACAGCAGCAGCAGCAGCAGCAACAACAACAGCAGCAACAUACAACUUUAACGCUCUUGGCCACGCCCACUCCAUAUUCGCCCACAGUGAGCAGCUCGCGUGCAACGCCUGGCUUGGAGCUGGACAUGGUAUCGCUCAUAGCACAGCAGCAGCAGCAGCACGAAUACGAGCAAUAUCAGUUGCAGCAACUCGAACAACAUCAGCAGCAGCAGCAGCAGCAGCAGCAACAACAGCAACAGCAACAUAUUGAGCAACAGCAACUCGAGCAGCAGCAGUUGGAGCAGCUGCAGCUGCAGCAGCAAACUGUUGCUGUGUUGCCCAAAAAGCGACGUGCUGCUGUUGCACUCUCGUCGACAACAACAGCAACUGUUGCUGGGCCGCCCAGCAAGCGACGUCGCAACAGCAGCAUCGGCUCAACAUCGCCGCACUCGACCACGUUGCCAUCGGGGCGCAUCAAGUGCUUGGAAUGCGACAAGGAGUUCACCAAAAACUGUUAUCUCACGCAGCACAACAAGAGCUUCCAUUCCGGUGAGUAUCCCUAUCGGUGCCAGAAGUGCGGCAAGCGUUUCCAGUGCGAGGAUGUGUACACCACGCAUCUGGGCCGCCAUCGCACCCAAGAUAAGCCGCACAAGUGCGAGCUCUGUCCAAAGCAAUUCCAUCACAAAACCGAUUUGCGGCGACACGUGGAGGCCAUCCACACGGGUCUGAAGCAGCAUAUGUGCGAUAUUUGCGAGAAGGGCUUCUGUCGCAAGGAUCAUCUGCGCAAGCAUCUCGAGACGCACAAUCGUCCGCGUGUUGUUGGCAAAAAGGCGGCGGCAGCUGUUGCUGCUGCUGCUGCUGCUGCCGCUGCCAAAGCAGCAACGGCAGCAACUAAAGCAGCAGCAGCAACAGUUGCAGCUACUACAGCCAGGACAACAGCUGACGAUGUUGCUGCUGACGACGAUAGCUUGCUAGACGACGACGAAGACGAUAAUGAUGCACAGCAGCAACAUCAGCAGCAGCGCCAGCAACUGUUGCUGAGCGGCGAGCAUCAUUUGAUUAAAAACGAAUUUGUUGAUAUUAAGAAUGAGUACGAGGAGGAAUUCACGGAGGACUUUCAUAUUAUUGAAAAGGAUAUAGAAAUGUAUUGAACGGGAAGAUAUAUCUAUAUUUAUAUAUAUAUAUUGAGAGAUAUAUGUGGGGCA